AUGCGGUCCGGCCAUCCUCAGGAUGUGUUUCUCAUGCUCCGUCGCCACAAGACCACCAUCUUCAAGGAUGCCAAGGAGUCGAGUAGCAUGUUCGAGCUGAAGCACAUUGUUGAGGGCAUCUUCAAGUGGCCACCGGAUGAGCAGAGGCUGUACAAGGAUGACCAGCUCUUUGAUGAUAGAAAAACUCUAGGUGAGUGUGGCUUCACUGGCCAGACAGCACUGCCACAGGUCCCAGCCACAGUGGGCCUGGCCUUUCGAGCCGAUGAUGCCUUUAAAGCACUGCACAUUGAGCCCUUCUCCAGCACUCCAGAGCUUCCAGAUGUGAUGAAGCCACAGGAUUCUGAAAGCAGUGCCAAUGAACAAGCUAUGCAGUGA
Messenger RNA from Myodes glareolus (Bank vole), 375 nucleotides. The record is from RefSeq and is a predicted model, not a curated record. NCBI's taxonomy places the organism in Eukaryota, Metazoa, Chordata, Mammalia, Rodentia, Cricetidae.